GAACAGGAUAAAGACUUUGGCGCGGCAUUGUGGGACAUUCGGUCUCUUUCGUUGGAAGUUGCCAACAUGGCACGAGGACCCAAGAAGCAUCUAAAGCGCCUUGCAGCACCCAAGCAUUGGAUGCUGGACAAGCUGACUGGCGUCUUUGCCCCGCGACCCUCCACCGGCCCCCACAAGCUGCGAGAAUGCAUGCCCCUGAUCAUCUUCCUGAGGAACCGGCUGAAGUACGCGCUGACCUAUGACGAGACCAAGAAGGUGACCAUGCAGCGGCUGAUCAAGGUGGACGGCAAAGUGCGCACUGACAUCACCUACCCGGCCGGUUUCAUGGACGUGAUCUCCAUUGAGAAGACGGGAGAGAAUUUCCGUCUGAUCUACGACAUCAAGGGACGCUUUGCUGUUCACCGCAUUGGCAAUGACGAAGCCAAGUACAAGCUGUGCAAGGUGCGCAAGGUCUGGACUGGUCCCAAGGGCAUCCCGUACCUCAGCACCCAUGAUGCUCGCACCAUCCGGUACCCGGACCCCCUCAUCAAGGCGAAUGACUCGGUCAAGGUCGACAUUGCUACAGGGCGCAUCACAGACUACAUCAAAUUUGACAGUGGCAACCUGUGCAUGAUCACCGGAGGGCGUAACUUGGGGCGUGUCGGGCUGGUCAUGCACCGUGAACGCCACCCGGGAUCCUUCGACAUCGUUCAUGUGAAGGACUCCGCUGGCCAUUCGUUUGCCACCCGUUUGUCCAACGUGUUCAUCAUCGGCAAGGGGAACAAGUCCCUGGUGUCCCUGCCCAAGGGCAAGGGUAUCCGUCUGACCAUCGCCGAGGAACGCGACAAGAGAAUCGCGCAGCGCACCUAGGCCCAGCGCACGCCACACGACAAGCUGGGAAAAGACCCCACUGUCCUAAAAACCAUAACUUCUGUUAUCCUCACUCUCAAGAAGUCUUGAGCGGGUCGACGACUCAACUUGUAAUUUCUCUUUCCUCCUACUUUUGACAAAAAAAUCAACUUCUCUAAAACACUUCUUUGGUUUUGGGGCUAUUUGCAUUUGGUCAUUAUAACCAUCCAGUCCAGUGGGAACAUGUUUCAAGAGUCAAGGGAAAACUUUCAAAGUUUGUGAAGGAAAGGAUCCUCCAACGAGUGUGCAAAUCGGUAAUGGUUGCACAGUGUAAACAUUAAAGCUGUUACAUUAUGUGAAACAACUGAAA
Molecule: messenger RNA, 1198 nt
Organism: Acanthaster planci (crown-of-thorns starfish)
Lineage: Eukaryota; Metazoa; Echinodermata; Asteroidea; Valvatida; Acanthasteridae
Product: small ribosomal subunit protein eS4
Biological process (GO): translation
Cellular component (GO): cytosolic small ribosomal subunit; ribosome
Molecular function (GO): RNA binding; structural constituent of ribosome
Source: RefSeq, a predicted model, not a curated record